CCUAUGUGACAUCAUAAGACCUCCCUAGAACACUUUACUUUUUCUCCUCCACAGGCUUCAAUUGUUCUCAUAAAUCUGUUAACAGAAAACUUUCUAGCUAAACGUGGAUAAGACUCCAUACUACUCACAAUACUCUAUAUCUUGUGAUCAUCACAACAGCCAAGGUUACCUAAAAGAAGAGGGUGCUCUCACAUUUGGCUGUCCACUUUUCACCUUUCUCUUGAUCAUUUAAAACUUCAGACUUCCUUGCCUUCCUGUAUCAUGGAGAAAGUCCAAUACCUCACUCGCUCUGCUAUAAGAAGAGCUUCAAACAUUGAAAUGCCUCAACAAGCACGUCAGAAUCUCCAGAACCUAUUUAUCAAUUUCUGUCUCAUCUUAAUAUGUCUCUUGUUGAUCUGCAUCAUCGUGAUGCUUCUCUGAAGUUCUGCUACAAUCUCCAGUGAUGCAACUUAUUGCCAUCAACUUAAAAUCUGUCAUCCCACGAAAAGAGGAAAAGAGACCACUUCCUAAGUAGAAGAAUUUAUUUGUGAAAAGGUCAAGAUUCAGAACAAAUUGAUAGCAAAUGUAUUCAUCAGCUGCAUCUUGUAAAGAUGAAAAGGGCUCUAUUAUCAAAAUUAACUUUAAAAUGACUAUUAGUAUGCAUAAUGUAACUGCUGAUUUCCACAACAAAUCUUGUAAGUUUCUAUCCCAAACCUUUUCUAAGGCUGAACUAGGGGUUUAGUUUUGAAAACACACUGCUAACAAUUUCACUUCAUAUUUAAGCACUAGCUUCACUAUUUGGGGUGAAUAUAAUUUAUCUUGUACUGUAAAGGCCUUUUUGGUGUUCAUUAAUUAUAUUUCAGGUCUUCGCUAAGUACCAAAAUAAUCAUUCAAAAGAGCUGUCAUCACCUGAAAUAGCCCACUGAAUCCUCACAUCUGUUAUCUUUAUUAUUAUCAUACAGAAAUCUUUGUAGUAACUAUCAUAACCUAUAUUCUAAAAUAGAAAUUGUGUUCUUUUUCUAUACUUAGCAUUUUUUGAAGUUUAUAAGAAUCAAGUAGGAAAAAGGUAUGCCAUACUCUUACAUAAAUAAAAUUUUCUCUUAAUUAAU
Molecule: messenger RNA, 1088 nt
Organism: Pteropus alecto (black flying fox)
Lineage: Eukaryota; Metazoa; Chordata; Mammalia; Chiroptera; Pteropodidae
Gene: PLN
Product: phospholamban
Exons: 2
Coding region: 262-420 (52 amino acids)
Biological process (GO): negative regulation of ATPase-coupled calcium transmembrane transporter activity; negative regulation of calcium ion import into sarcoplasmic reticulum; negative regulation of heart rate
Cellular component (GO): membrane; sarcoplasmic reticulum
Molecular function (GO): ATPase inhibitor activity
Source: RefSeq, a predicted model, not a curated record